Bursaphelenchus okinawaensis is the source of this 4032-nucleotide messenger RNA. The record is from the annotation of a GenBank genome assembly. Lineage: Eukaryota; Metazoa; Nematoda; Chromadorea; Rhabditida; Aphelenchoididae.
AUGAAACAGCAUCCUCGCAAAACUAAAAGUAAUCUUGGUACUUUCUUUGUUUUGGCGUCAUGUUCAGGAGUUUUUUGUUCUUCGCAGGUCGCUGGCUUGAGUAUGGCUUCCGGGUUUGUUGGCCGAGCGCCGAAGCGUGAAUCAUCUGCAGGCGUCGUGCUGACCCUUGUCGUCUUCGCUGACCCUUCUGCCUUCGUUCUGUCUGUGGGGCUGUAGCUCGCCAAACGCUUUUAGGGCGUGUGAGACGCUAAUUGUCCAAGGAUAGUGAGGAUCUGGCCAGAGUUAAAUGGCCAACUUAUUCCGUGAGAGUCGAAAGUUCGGCCAAGAUUCCCUUUUUUUAAUUAACCGGCCUUUUGUCGCGAAUUCGGGACCUAGGUGGACGAGUUUGCUAGCCAAACAAUAAAUUGAAUUAGCUAUUAGCACCUGCCCCCUCUACAGUACGGCGUGUUCUAUGUUACUUUCGUACCGUUUAUUUGUUUAUUGUGAGCAGUAGGAAAAUAAUUAGCAUAAUCAGUCCUAAUUUAAGGCUUUUAAUCUAGUUUUUGAGGAUCGGCGACGACCGUGAAGGCAGGAGAAGUCCGAUGCGGCCGUAAUGCGACGUCCCUGGUUUGGCGGUAACUCGGUGAACGGCGGACGUGACCCUCAUCGACAAUCUUUGCAUUUCCGUUAUCGAAGUGCGUUACAUCGCCACACGCGAGAGUGAUUGUAACACUAGUCUGUGGAGUUUACUGUGCGCUGAGUACGAGUGGUGUUCAUUGGAGUGCGGUGUUCUUUUUGAGGGGAUUCUAGGAGAGUUGUUGAAUGAGCUCGUUUUAUGGCACACAGAGGGAAAGAAGACCAACCCCCACGCAGAAGAACGAACCACGCUCAAAUCUUUGCUGCACAGGAAAUUAUAAUAGGAGGGGCCAAGUUGAGGCGCGCAAAGGCAACGGGCGCCAAUUACAUCAAUAUUGUACGGGUCAACAUUAUUACUUCGUAUGUUUUUCCCCGCAGGGCUACGUCGUUCUGACGAAGGACGAAAGUAAUCGGAUUGUCAUCUAUUUUCGUAUCACUAUCGUCCAAGUUACUGUAACACGGUCAUCUACCGUCUGUGUCUGCUACACGUCUCAAAACGGCGACCUCACUCUCCAAAAGGCCCGUGCAUGGUGCCGUGGUUCUGAUCCCCGAAUCCGGAUGGGCGAUCCCGAAUGAAUCAAGAGUUCGCCGACGACAACAAGGGCAUGGUAUUGGCCCCCGACAUCAGACAGUCGGAUCACGCCACUUCGUCGUCCACAAUCAGCAGCAGAUCGGGCAUCCCAGCUUUCCGAACGCCCGGAGGCAGCACAAGCCAGAAAAGAGUACAGUACCGGGCACUUAGCACGAGCCUCGGGUGGCUUUAUUAAACUUAACAGGUUAAUUAACACUCGCCAUCCGAGGUUCUGUUAAUUGUCGUGUGAUUACCUUGCUGUGAACUAUUGCAGUGUUUGUUUCUCUGCACUCUAUCACUAUCCCAUGCACUUUUCCUUAUCACUUCCGGUUGUAACUGCGACUGUUUAGGACACGGUCGGGAUUCGCAUUACCACCAAGCGGCGGUCAUCGAAGUUGGAGCCAUGGUGCUCCAGAACAUGUUCAGUGCUCUUUCGUUCCUACACUACAGAAAAGAUGACGACUUCGUAGAUCGACUGUCUUACUUUUACACUUCUUCUUUUCUCACAAUGAUGGCCGUGCUGGUUAGUUUCAAGCAGGUGAGUUGAUGUCAAUUAUGUGUCAUAUAUUGUGACAUUCUCUAUAUUACUUUAGCAUUAAGGAUGACAUUACGUCUGUCAUUUUGACGAGACAUACGAAACAUAACAAUAAUUUUGUUUUCAGUUUGGUGGUCGACCAUUGGAGUGCUGGGUAUGUCAUCUAGUUGUCACGCAACCUGUCAUCACAGUCAUGUUGUAAUAUAGCAGUAUAAUAUCUAGGUUUCUUUAAUGUUUCCAGGUCCCAGCACAAUUUACAGCGUCAUGGGAGGCAUAUACGGAAAUGUUUUGUUGGGCUAAAAAUACAUACUUCGUGCCAUUUGAUGAGGUAUGUUACUAUUGCACUUGAAGCCGUUUAUUUAUACGUACUUUAAGUACAGUUUAAAGGUGUAUAUAACGUUUGAAAGUGCUUUUAACAUAAUGAAUAUCAUUAUUAUUUAUAAUAUUGUGAUCACAACUUCAGGACAUUCCCGUAGACAUCGCUGACCGUGAGUACCGUCAGAUAUCCUACUACCAAUGGGUGCCAUUCUUUCUGCUCAUCCAGGCCUUCCUCUACUACAUUCCUUGUCUAAUGUGGAGAUUAAUGAGCGAUAAAUCGGGUAAUCGUUCAAUUUACCACAGUAAUUAGAGCAUCACAAAGUAAUCCAACAAUUACUUUACGUUUUACAAUUCUUAUUCUCCAUAGGAUGUCUAAUCUUGGCGUUAAUAAUGUAAAAAUAACUGUAAUAUAGGUAUCAGACUCAAUGACAUCGUCCAGAUGGCGACAGAGAAGGAGAACAUCGAGCCAGAGUACCGUCUCCGUACCAUCGAAUCCCUCUCCAGACAUAUCGAGUCGGCGUUGCGGUAUGUCCUUAAUCGCAGUAAAAAGAAGCGGUAAUUGGCUUUGUUAAGCGUAUUUUUCCAGAUACCAACAUACGGCGACGUCCCGGACACAGUACACGAUGCAUCGCGUGUUUAAAUGCUUCAAUUUGCGUUACUACGAAAGCUAUGUCACGGGUCUAUACUUGGUAAGUCAUUUCGUUCGUUCCUUCCAAUUUGUAGGCCACAAAGGUACUGUACGUCGGCAACAUCUUGACCAACUUGUUGUUGGUCAACAAGUUCUUGGAAACCGACGAGUACAGCGUGUACGGGCUUGGCGUGCUACGAGACCUGCUGUUUGGCCGCUCGUGGAUGGAGUCUGGAAACUUUCCCAGGGUUACUUUGGUAUGUUAUACAUCUUGCUACCUAGUAAUUUACAAAUAAAAAAUAACUGUACAACUUGGUUUAUCUAAAUUGCCCCUAUUUCAGUGUGAUUUCGAAGUACGGGUCUUAGGAAACAACCAGAGACAUUCGGUGCAAUGUGUUCUAGUCAUCAACAUAUUCAACGAAAAGAUAUUCAUCUUGUUGUGGCUCUGGUUCUCCAUCCUCUUCGUACUGGCCACAUUAGACGGCCUUUAUUGGUUCAGUAUCUCUCUCUUUCAUCGGGAUCGUUUCCGCUUCGUGCUACGCCAUCUCGAACUCACAUCAGAUCCCGAUCGUCCCGAGCUGUUUCGAAAAGAGAACCGGAAACAAGUCGAACACUUCCUCAAAACAUACCUCAAGGUUGACGGCGUUCUUAUAUUAAGGAUGAUAGCACUGCAUGCCGGCGUGAUGUACUGCACUGAGAUAACGGAUGCUCUGUGGAAAAGGUAUCUAUCACAACAUCCAGAAAACUUGAUUGAUGAAGAUUCUUCGCUGAUUCACUUUGCACGGUCAGUUUUAAUUCAGAAGAUCUAAACUUCAAAAUUAACUUUAAGGUUACUGAAACAAAAAUAGACAAAGAAAUAAGAAAAGAAAAAGUAAUCAACCUUUUACAGCACACAAUCCAUUCGUCGAACUCGUCACCUAAGCGGAGGUGAUGGAGCCGGCUCCAGUACUUCUCUCACCCCCAACCACAACGGUGGACAUCAACGUCUUUCACGAUUCCUUUCCCAACGUACCGGAGGCAGCUUCAGAUUCCACCGAGGUCAUUCCGGCUCCCGAUCACUGCCCAAGAAACAAGAUCGGACUCCAAGCCCUCAAGGUGCCACUCCAGCUACGACUGGUAGGUCAGACUGUUUUAUAUUUAGUGAUUGCAGUUAUACAGAUCACGCCGUCUAGUCGCCCCAACAGCCGGACCGGACAUCACAAAAGCGUGAUCACGUCUGCCUCCUCCGAACCGGUGGAUUCUGGAGUCUCGAGCACGAUCAAGAAUCGCUCCAAAAGCGCGCUUCGUGCUCUCCGACUGACUGGAUCAGAAGGGAGCAAGGAGAAGUUGUCCCCCCACAAACACGACGCCCCGGUGCCAUUAUAG